Molecule: messenger RNA, 2175 nt
Organism: Spodoptera littoralis (African cotton leafworm)
Lineage: Eukaryota; Metazoa; Arthropoda; Insecta; Lepidoptera; Noctuidae
Source: the annotation of a GenBank genome assembly
AAAGGAGCGCGGCUGCCGAACAGCGGUCGGACGGGCCGAGCGCAGCCGAGGGCGUCCGAUUGCGCGCGUUCACAACAAAAAGUCUCACGACUGGUUUAGUGUCGGGUUGCGUCCCAUCGACGCCGCAUCACGUGUCGCACGCCUCCACGACGCACUUGCGCUUGCGCUCUUAAUAUGGACUGUUUUUGUAAUACUAAAACAAUAUAAUACGCGAUCUACAAUAACUUCUCUAUUCUGUAUAUAUAAUUCUAUAGUAAAUUCUGUGACCUGUGAUAUAAAGAAUUUUUCCAAUUUUCCAAUGAAAAUGAACACGCAAACGGAAUGGAGCUCAUGAUUUCAGUGUGUUUUUGCAUCUGCACAGUAUUUACAGUGAUACAUAGUGAUAGUGAACUAUAUUGUGAUAAGCAUCUGAUAAGGACAUUUGAGAUAUGUGCAAUAUGAACUGGUCGUCAAUCCCUGCUACAAGUUGAGGCCUACAAAUGCAAAGACUGAACCCGACCGCACUUUAGUUCGGGUUCAUCAUACACGAAACUGACUUUAGGAAUGUUGAUAGGGGAGUGGACUUUUAGUGCGUGUGUAUAAAAGCGAUGCAUGGUGUGUGAGGUCGGAUCGGCCAUGGACAUGAGUGGAGAGGGCGCGGGGUCGGGGGCGAGCGCGCUGCAGCAGCGGUGGUACGAGGGCCGCGUCAACGGCAGCCCCGCCGCCGGCGACGUCAACGCCGACGCCAAUGGCGACGGCUUCUUCCACUCCCCGCUGGAAGGCGGUCAUCACAGUCGCGCCCGCUACUACCAUCAACAAAUGCACGCCCCCUACUCCGCCGCAGUCGGCUCGCACGGUCGAACGCUGAGCGGCGGCAGCGGGCAGGUGUGCAGGCCGCACUUCCACACGCCGCUGCAUCCCUGGCUAGAGUCCAAGGCACUGAGCGGUGGUGCGUGGGGUAGUGGCUUCCAGCAAGAUGCGGCGCAGGCAGACAAACCCUUGUCACCCGCGCAACAUCACCACCCACACCCCCUGUUCUCGUUUCCCCCGACGCCGCCGAAGGAUUCGACGCCAGACUCCGUGGCGGCAGCAGCGCUCGGUCAGCAGGAUUACCAGGCAGCCGUCGCGCACGCCACCGCCAUGAGCGUCGCCUUCAUGCAGCAGCAGCAGGAGCUGCCACUGUGCGGCGACGUGAAGCCCAUGAUGGGCGCACCGCCGUCGAAGCAGCGCGAAGGUGCGCAGCUAGACUCGUGCCCCCAGGAGUCGAGCCAGCCCUCCGGGGAAUACAACGCGCAGUACAAUGCCGCCGGCGGCGACUACUACAACUACCAAGGGAAGGGUUAUAGUGGGCAGCAGCAGAGCAAGCCGCGACCGAACAAGACGCGAACUAGCGCCGCCUGCCAGGAAACAGAGGGACGGGAAUGCGUCAACUGCGGGGCGACCAGCACUCCUCUAUGGCGACGUGACGGCACGGGACACUACCUCUGCAACGCGUGCGGCCUCUACUACAAGAUGAACGGACAGAAUCGACCCCUGAUCAAGCCCAAGCGAAGAUUGUCGCUACAAAGUGCAGCACGAAGGGCAGGCACCUCCUGUGCGAACUGCAAGACGACGACUACGACGCUAUGGCGACGCAACCAAAAUGGCGAACCAGUGUGCAACGCGUGCGGCCUUUAUUACAAACUACAUAAUGUAAACCGGCCCCUUACGAUGAAGAAAGAGGGGAUCCAAACGAGAAAUCGCAAAUUGAGUAGUAAGAGUAAGAAGAAGAAGGGUGGAAUGGGCAUGGGAGGGGGAGGAGCUUGUGCAUUAGCCCUCGGAGGAGUCAUGGGAGACAUGAUCAAGCCCCUAGGAGAUGGAACCAAGGGUUUCGGCGGCUCCGCCUUCCCAUCAGCCAUGGACUUUGGUCAGCACCAAGUUGGUCUCGUCCACCCCGCAGCGGCACACAUGUCCCACUGGUACGGAGCACCACAUCAGGGCUUCGCUCCUCCUCCAGCGUCACACAACCCCUACCAUCACCAUCACCUCGCGCAGCUCAAUUCAAUGGCUGAGGUGGCAGUGAGAGCGGGAAGCGACGGCCACGCUGUGAUUAACGAGGCUAUAAAGCAGCGAUCAAUCCUUGAGGCUCCCUAUACGAAACCGUCGCCCGCUCGUCGCUCGCACCAACACUCCGCCUCACAGUUUGAAUUGAACUGA